AUGGCUGGCCGCCAUCGACCAGCUUACAGCCAUCUUCCAUCGUCGUCGUCGUCGCCGUCGUGGACGUCGUGGACGAGACAGAAGCGUCGUCGACCGUACACUAUGAUACUCCGUCCCCGCACUGUCUGUCUGUACGCCCUCCUCGUCCUCGUCACCGCGUCUGUCCUCUCGUUGGCUGUGUACUUCCUGUACGAGCCCCACCUCCACGUCGACCUCGUCUUCUACGACCGCAACUGGAUAUCAAAAGAAAUAGACCCCAUCACUCCCCUCUCCGGCUGCUUCCGUCCAGACCGCGUCAGUCCCCUGUAUAACGUGUCCGACGCCGUCUAUGGAAUGAAACGCUUCGAGGUUCAGGCGGGACUCCCUAUGCGAAUGGGAAUGGACUGCUACGCUUUGGCUGGCACCGUCGUCUCGCCUGACGACGACCAAUCCUCGCGCUACCACCACUAUAUCGCCCCCGAACGACGCGCACAAUACCACGUCUAUUGGCGUUCUGACCUCUCCCCCUUUGGCAAACGCCAAGAGUACAUGCUCAAGUCCUUCUUCGCGACGCAGAACAUACACACCUCGCGUCUCGUCCUCUGGUCCAACGGAGAUAUCUCUCCCAAUCCCAUCAUCCAAAAAUACCUCCGUCUCUUCCCAGACUCAUUCACUUUGCGAACCGUGGACAUCCCGACUCUCGCACGCGGAACCGCCAUGGAAGAUAGCAAACUUCUUCAGCUGAACGACGCGAAAGCGUGGGUCGACGGCGACCUCGUCAGGUUGCUUGUUUUAUGGAACCACGGCGGAAUGUGGAUCGACAUGGACAUGCUCCUCACUCGCGACCUUGCUCCUCUUCCUAGAGCACGAGUUCGUAACCCAGUGGGACUGUUAUGGUACGUCCUACUUCCUUCCAAUGGAGAGUACUUCGCUCAUUUCGCUUCAGAUAAAAUUUACCAAGCGCUCAACGGCGCUCUAAUGCGUUUCCGCCAACACUCCCCUUACCUUUGUGAAGCCUUCCACCUCAUGUCAACCUCCUCACCUCCCCGCUCUCCUUCAACAGACUGGGGUGCCAUCCUGUACCUCCGGCUUUGGCGCCGUCUCCUCGCUGAGUCUAUCCCUCCUUUCAGAAUCCUCCCGUUCUGCUUCAGCGACCCCCUCGCGUGCAGAUUAGACAAUAGCGUUCCGGACCCCUUCACACCUGACCGGUCGGAUGGGAGAUGGACAGAUGGAUAUGGCCUCGAAGAGAAUGGGGGUCUGGAUCGAGUUCUGAAGAAAAUCUUUGCAGUCCACUUGCAUAAUCGUUGGGAUCGGCCGUUUCCACAAAAUGGUUGGGUCGACAGGCUGCUGCUUCGACGGUACGAUCAGCAGUUAUGGGAAAUGGGGAUACGUGACGAGGAGCACUGAAUGAGGUACAUAUAUUUGAUUGCGCGUCAUCCGGCGA
Molecule: messenger RNA, 1423 nt
Organism: Pisolithus orientalis
Lineage: Eukaryota; Fungi; Basidiomycota; Agaricomycetes; Boletales; Pisolithaceae
Product: glycosyltransferase family 32 protein
Exons: 1
Coding region: 1-1386 (461 amino acids)
Biological process (GO): glycosphingolipid biosynthetic process
Molecular function (GO): hexosyltransferase activity
Source: RefSeq, a predicted model, not a curated record